Puntigrus tetrazona (Sumatra barb) is the source of this 1828-nucleotide messenger RNA. It is a transcript of the gene st3gal1, whose product is annotated as ST3 beta-galactoside alpha-2,3-sialyltransferase 1. The coding region runs from base 67 to 918 and encodes 283 amino acids. NCBI's taxonomy places the organism in Eukaryota, Metazoa, Chordata, Actinopteri, Cypriniformes, Cyprinidae. Gene Ontology annotation, molecular function: beta-galactoside (CMP) alpha-2,3-sialyltransferase activity. The record is from RefSeq and is a predicted model, not a curated record. The transcript has 7 exons.
UGCAAAUGCUCACAAUGAUCCAGAAUCAGGUGUAGGUUUCUAAACGCUCUUCAGCCGGUUGAAAAUAUGGUUCUCUUCGUUAAACGGAGGACUUUGUGCAUCAGGGCGCUCUUCACAAUCGGCAUCUUCUUUCUUUGCGUGCUCUUCCAAAACGCACUGAUCCACCCUUUCCUCAAAACAUCCGUCGAUUUCCCCGGCGGAGGUCUGUGCGCUUGCGAUAAAUGUGUGACGGAUCUGAACGACACCGAUUGGUUCUUCACGCGGUUCAACCCCACUGUUCCGUUUCUCCUGAACAGAAGAAACAGUGCGUUACGGCCAGACGUCUACAGAUGGUGGAAGGGUCUACAAAGGGAGACCUUUAACGUUAGCUACACGGAGGUGGUGGAUCAGAUGUUUUCUCUCUUUCCUGAUGAAGAGCACUACUCGGACGCCGGUCCCGAUCGCUGCAGAACCUGCGCUGUGGUGGGAAACUCUGGGAACCUCCUGAGAUCCAAUUAUGGUCCUCUGAUAGAUCUUCAUGACGUUGUCAUAAGGAUAAACAGGGGUCCAACAAAAGGUUAUGAGAAGGAUGUGGGGUCAAAGACCACUCACCGGAUUCUCUACCCUGAGAGUGCCGUGGAUUUAGAAAACUCAACCCACCUUGUUCUUCUGCCCUUUAAGAUCAAAGACAUGCGCUGGCUCGUCAGUGCCUUCACCGCUAGACAGAUCACUCGCACUUACAUUAGAGUGAGAUCUACAGUAAACGCUAACAAAGACAAGGUGAUGAUCAUCCAUCCUGAAUUCAUUAAAUAUGUCUAUGAGAGCUGGCUCCAGAAACACGGCAAAUACCCAUCCACUGGAUUCAUUACACUGAUAUUCGCUUUGCACGUCUGUGAUCAGAGUCUUCCACACCCCGAAAAAAAAAGAAGUUGUUUGUGACGACCUGAGCAACAUACCAAACCACUUUCGGGUCGCCCGCACAAAUAGAGAUUUAUGGAAUGUUCACUAACCACACGCAUGCACACGCACAUGCAAACACACACACACAAAAAGUACUAAUCACAGGUAAUAAGUCAAAGAAGCUCAAAAUCUGCAUCACUGUGGAUUCAUUCUUGCACAUCACUUAUGCACAUCAGCAUAACACUUCAAUUACAUACAAAAAAAUGCCUCAGGGUGUUUUUUGAAAUAGAUUGAGCUUGUAGUUUUUCAAGUGUCAGUUUCCUAUUUUUUUUUUUUUAAACUUUAUGCACUUUUAAAUACAUGUCUAUGCACAACAUAUUGAUCAGCAUUUUUGCUCUAAAUGCAGCGAGAUACAAUUAAAGGGAUACAAUUUUUACUAUUGGGUUUCUACUAUCAGUUUCUCACCCUCACGUUGUUCCAAACGCGUAUACAUUUCUUUCUUCUGUUUAACAAAGAAGAUAUUUUAAGAAUAUCGGUUACCAUUUAGUUCCCCAUUGACACCGACAGUAUUUUUUCCUCUAACAAACCGUUUAUGCCAUUGACUUCUAUAUUAGUAAAUUAAUGCUCAAUUUAAUAUAUUCCAGAAACGUUUUUGUUACCAACGUUCUUCAAAAUAUCUUUUGCGUUCGACGUUUGAAACAAGAUGAAUGUGGAGUAAAAUUACAAAAAAAAAAUAUCACUUUUCGUUAAAAGCAUUCAUAGACACACAGUUGAAAAGACAAAACAAAUGGAAUGUUAUUUUUCCAUGAAACUAUUUGACCAAAUACAAAGCAAGAGUGCAAAAGGGCAGUAUUUGUGGCCAAAUAGCUAGCACGAACAACAGUGAGGUAAAUGCUUUCAUAACGAUACAGAUUUCAAGGGAUUCCCAAAAUUUCAAUACCUCGUUUUG